Spodoptera littoralis (African cotton leafworm) is the source of this 957-nucleotide messenger RNA. Lineage: Eukaryota; Metazoa; Arthropoda; Insecta; Lepidoptera; Noctuidae. The record is from the annotation of a GenBank genome assembly.
AUGAAGCUAACAGUACAAACAUAUUCAAAGAUGAUCUUCCAAUUGGUCCGUAGGUUCCAUGCUGGACCAGUGUGCAGGGCAGCUGAAUCGUCACUGUUAGCUAAACUGAGGAAGAAAACAGGCUACACAAUUGCUAACUGCAAGAAAGCCUUAGAAAUGCAUAACAAUGAUGCUGAUAAGGCUGAGUCGUGGUUAAAUGAUCAGGCUCAGGCAAUGGGUUGGGCUAAAGCCACGAAGCUCGCAGGCCGCACUGCGUUACAAGGGCUUAUUGCUGUAAAGUUUGACAAGGAGCAUGGUGCCUUGGUUGAGCUCAACUGUGAAACAGACUUUGUGGCAAAGAAUGAUAAGUUCCAAAAAAUGAUAGAGGAUGCCACUUUAGCAUGCUUCAAGUUUGCCCACACUCAUAUGCAGGCUAAAGGACCAGUUACUAAGAUGGAAUUAGACAGUGAACAAUUAGCUAAUCUAGCAACUCAAAGUGGAAAGAAGUUGUCAGAAGAACUGGCAUUGUUUAUUGGAACUGUUGGCGAAAAUGCUGUUUUGAGGAGGGCUGAAUGUUGGAAGGCAAACAAUAAGGAUGUCAAAAUUACCGGCUACACUCACCCUGCACCAGCGACACCUGCUGACUAUUCCGCAGGAAAGUAUGGAGCCUUGCUCGCAUACAAACAACCCAGUGACACCGAAGAUGUCGGGAGACAGCUUUGCCAACACAUUGUUGGUAUGGGCCCUAGGAAAAUAGGUAACAAAGAGACAGACAAACCUGCUAAAGAUGCUGAUGAUGAAACAUGUCUUAUUUACCAAGAAUACUUACUAGACCCGUCGUACACAGUCGAGGAAGUAUUGGCGAAACAUAAAGUUGAGGUCAUUGAUUACAUAAGAUUCUCGUGUGGAGAAGUCAUUGAAGCCAACAUGCCUGGCGUGGAGAAGCAGCCAUUAGAUACAGUCCAAACCUUACAAUAA